Messenger RNA from Penicillium griseofulvum, 1737 nucleotides. RefSeq names its product MIP/aquaporin family protein. The record is from RefSeq and is a predicted model, not a curated record. Gene Ontology annotation, biological process: glycerol transmembrane transport; water transport. Bases 1 to 1737 code for a protein of 578 amino acids. Gene Ontology annotation, cellular component: plasma membrane. Gene Ontology annotation, molecular function: water channel activity; glycerol channel activity. The transcript has 2 exons. Lineage: Eukaryota; Fungi; Ascomycota; Eurotiomycetes; Eurotiales; Aspergillaceae.
AUGGAUGGAGAGAGUGGUCGUCCAAUAGUGGGAUCUGGUGCUCAGCAACAGUCAUCAGCCCAGAACCGAGCUGCUAGCGAUGCGGAUUAUAUCUCACCCAUGAGAAUUCCCAUUGAGGAUGGCAGCGGUACGCGGCGAUAUAGCUCAGUUGGUUCGAGACACAGUAAUGGCAGCGGAAUACCCAGCUUGAUUCCCCGUAGCACCCUUGCACAGCGCACGCAGGGCAAAUUCACCCUAGCUGGACCGGACGGAAUCCCCCAGCUACGGUUGGCUCAGGAACCCUUUGUCCAGCCUGGGUACGCCGAUCUAAAUCCAUCCUAUGAACAGGCUUCUAACGCCAGGCCGGUCUGGUCUCUGGCAAAGCCACUGCCCCGUGUAGUGCGGCCGAGCAUGGUACCAACCAAAGAUGAGCUUUUGCAGAACUUGGAAAAAGCCCAGUAUCCCACGGCAAACUCACAGAGACUUGGCCUUGAUGUGAACCCAAAUGCUAUUCAGCAGGGUCGCAUUGAUAAGUCUUCCAACCCGCGUAAGAUAGCUGCCCAGGUUGAGGAUGCUCGCUUGCAGCGUGAGAAUAAUUUCAUGAAUAAGAUUCUCACGGGUGAUAGCACCUCUGCGAGGACUUCACGCAUGUCACGUACCUCCUCGGUCAGAGGAAGACGUCCUUCAGCCUGGGAAUUGCCGCUAGAUCAGCUAUCCACUGUACAGGAGGGAGGCUCUCCAAACAAUGGAUCAGAGGAGCCACCUGAGCUCGGUGAUGAUCACCUAGCGAAUCAAGACCUGGGUGCAAGGCUGGAUGAAUUGUUAGAUAUUCCAGAACUGGAGAAGGCAGGGUACCCCGAAGAUCUGCAUCCACUUGUGGAGGAACUGGUGGAGGACGAAGUGCACAACAACCAUACCACCUGGUCGGUCAUCCGUACACACCAUCGCGAAGCUCUCGCCGAAGCUCUGGGUGUAUUUGUCCAGCUCACUAUGGGUUUCUGUGUCGACUUGUCCGUCACCGUCGCUAAGCAGGGCAAUCCUAACACAACCGCCUGGGCAUGGGGGUUGGCAACCAUGAUGGCAAUCUACAUUUGUGGUGGUAUUUCCGGCGCCCAUCUCAAUCCAGUCGUGACCAUGGUACUGUGGUUCUUCCGUGGUUUCCCUAAACGCAAGAUACCCGAAUACUUUGCUGCUCAGUUUCUAGCUGCCUUUUGUGCAGCUCUUGUUGCGUAUGGAAUCUACUACGAAGCCAUUCGGAACUACCUCUAUCUCAACCCCAACACUGGUAUUAUCAACAGCUUUGUGACAAAUUCGCGUGAGGUAUGGAUUAGUUCUACCACGGCAUUCUUCAAUGAGUUUAUCGGUACGGCCUUUUUGAUUGUCACCAUACUGGCCCUUGGUGAUGACCAGAAUGCUCCACCUGGAGCUGGUAUGAACUCGCUGAUCAUUGGCUUGGUCAUUACUUGUCUGAGCAUGUGCUUUUCCUAUCAGACCGGAGCGGCAUUUAACCCUAGUCGCGACUUUGGUCCUCGGCUUGCGCUUCUUGUUAUCGGUUACCCUAGCACUCUAUUCACUAAUUCUUACUGGCUCUAUGGGCCUUGGGCUGGAGCUCUGAGUGGUGGGUUUAUGGGUGCUUUCCUAUAUGACUUUUUCAUCUUCACCGGUGGUGAAUCCCCCGUCAACUACCCGCUUGAGCGUACCCAGCGCGCCAUGUCCAAGAGUGGGAUGAGGUGGAAGCGCCGACUGCAAUUGAAGUAA